Molecule: messenger RNA, 354 nt
Organism: Staurois parvus
Lineage: Eukaryota; Metazoa; Chordata; Amphibia; Anura; Ranidae
Source: the annotation of a GenBank genome assembly
AGGACAGGAGAGGGCUUUUUAUGUGUAUUUGCCAUCAACAAUACCAAAUCUUUUGAGGAUAUACAUCAGUACAGGGAGCAAAUAAAACGGGUGAAAGAUUCAGAUGAUGUUCCCAUGGUGUUGGUGGGAAACAAGUGCGACCUUCCAGCCCGAACUGUAGAAACACGGCAAGCUCAGGACUUGGCCAGAAGCUAUGGCAUUCCCUACAUUGAAACCUCUGCUAAAACUAGACAGGGAGUAGAAGAUGCUUUCUACACAUUAGUGAGGGAGAUACGACAGCACAAGUUGCGGAAGCUGAAUCCUCCUGAUGAAAGUGAGAAGGGGUGUCUGAAUUGCAAGUGUGUUGUAUCCUGA